Chrysoperla carnea is the source of this 2365-nucleotide messenger RNA. Its product is annotated as propionyl-CoA carboxylase alpha chain, mitochondrial-like. Gene Ontology annotation, cellular component: mitochondrion. The transcript has 11 exons. NCBI's taxonomy places the organism in Eukaryota, Metazoa, Arthropoda, Insecta, Neuroptera, Chrysopidae. Gene Ontology annotation, molecular function: propionyl-CoA carboxylase activity; metal ion binding; ATP binding. The coding region runs from base 44 to 2185 and encodes 713 amino acids. The record is from RefSeq and is a predicted model, not a curated record.
AGAACUACAAACAUUCGAGAAAAUUUUUAAAAUUAAGAACAAAAUGCAUUAUUUAUCAAAUUUAAAAAAUAUUUUCUUGGUAUCUUAUAAACGGCAUUUGAAUUAUGUAAAGAUAAUUCAAUCAAAUGGACAAAAAUCUUUAAGAAAAUAUUCAACAAACCCAACUUACUUUAAAGAUCCAAUAGAUCCAAAUGAAGCCAGAUUUGAUAAAAUUUUGAUUGCAAAUCGUGGAGAAAUUGCGUGCCGUGUAAUAAAGACAGCUCGGAAAAUGGGCAUUAAAACUGUUUCAGUGUACUCAGUUGCUGAUUAUAAUGCGCUGCAUGUAAAAAUGGCUGAUGAAAAAGUUUGUGUAGGCCCACCACCAGUACGAGAAUCAUAUUUAAACAUGGAAAAAAUUUUAAAUGCAGUCAAAACAACUGGAGCACAAGCUGUACAUCCUGGUUAUGGUUUUCUCUCAGAAAAUUCAGAAUUUGUAAACACGUUGGAAGAAAAUAAUGUAGCAUUUAUCGGCCCUUCAGUUUCCUCAAUCAAAGGGAUGGGCGAUAAAUUAGAAUCAAAAAGAUUAGCCAAAGAAGCUGGUGUAAAUACAAUACCCGGUUAUGAUGGCAUAAUUGAAAAUGAAGAACAUUGUGUUAAAAUUGCAGAAAGUAUUGGAUACCCAGUCAUGAUUAAAGCGUCUGCCGGAGGCGGUGGGAAAGGUAUGCGAAUUGCUAGAAAUAACGAAGAAGCCAGAUCAGCUUUCAAACUAUGUACACAAGAAGCCUUAUCGAGUUUUGGUGAUGACCGAAUGUUAGUAGAAAAAUUUAUUGAUAAUCCACGACAUAUUGAAAUACAAGUAUUAGGUGAUAAACAUGGUAACGCCAUUUAUUUAAAUGAACGAGAAUGUAGUAUUCAAAGACGAAAUCAAAAGGUGAUUGAAGAAGCACCAAGUACAUUUUUGGAUGAAGAUACACGACACGCAAUGGGAAUGCAAGCUGUAAAUCUAUGUAAAAAAAUUGGCUAUCAUUCAGCAGGAACUGUUGAAUUUUUAGUCGAUUCAAAUAGAAAUUUUUAUUUCUUAGAAAUGAAUACUAGACUCCAGGUAGAGCAUCCAAUUACCGAAUGUAUUACUGGUGUAGAUUUAGUUCAUCAAAUGAUACGGAUUGCAAAAGGGCAUAAAUUAAAAUUAAAACAAAGUGAUAUAGCAAUUAAUGGUUGGGCAAUAGAAAGUCGAGUUUAUGCCGAAGAUCCAUAUAAAAAUUUUGGACUUCCAUCAAUAGGAAAAUUAAAUAAAUAUAUAGAACCACUAAAUAUACCGGGUAUUCGUUGUGAUAGUGGCAUAGAAGAAGGGACCGAAAUCAGUAUUUAUUAUGAUCCAAUGAUCUGUAAAUUAAUAGCAUAUGGAAAAACUCGUGAUGAAGCUAUAGAAAAUAGUGUGAAUGCUUUAGAUAAUUAUAUAAUUCGAGGUGUAACACAUAAUAUUCCAUUAUUAAGAGAUAUUUUAACAGAAUCAAAAUUCAGAAAAGGUGACAUUAGUACAAAUUAUUUAACUGAAGUAUAUCCCGAUGGUUUUAAAGGAACCAUAAUAAAUGAAAAUGAACAAAAACAAUUAAUUUGUGUAGCUUCAUGUUUAUAUUCAUUAUUAGAAAACAGAAAUCGUCAGGAAGUUAAUAAAAAUUUAAGCAACAAAGACUUUAAUGUUAUGGUAAAUUUGAAUGGAGGCGAAUAUAAUGCACUUAUUAAAAAUAAAGAGAAUGUAUUUGAAAUACAAUUAGAAAAUGAAAAAUUUACUGUGUUAAAAGAAUUUACUUUAUCUUCAAAUAUUUUAUCAACAAAGAUCAAUGAUCAUCCCGUUACAAUGCAAUUAAUGUCCAAGGAUAAUAUAGGAAAUUUUAAUAUUAUAUUUAAAGGUACUGUUGUUCCAAUAAAAGUAGAAAAUGUAUUGGCAUCAAAAUUACGCAAAUUAAUGCCUGAAAAAGUGAAUAAAACAAUAGAUAAAUCUAUAGUCGCCCCUAUGCCUGGAUUAAUCACAGCUGUAGAUGUUGUUGAAGGUGACAAAGUUACAGAAGGUCAACAACUUUGUGUAAUAGAGGCAAUGAAAAUGCAAAAUUCAAUGAUUGCUGCAAUUUCUGGUAUUAUCAAACGAGUGAAUGUCAAAAAAGCUGAAGCCGUUAGUGAAGGUGAUGUUUUAAUUGAAUUUGCGUAAACGUGAGGUAUGGGAUACAGUAGGGGGUCAAAUUGAUGUUGACGGAAAAUUUAAUUAUUCAUAAUUUUUAGUAUCUGAUUAUGUACCAUGUCAUGUAUCCUUUAUUAUUAUUAUAAUGUAAACAAACCCUCUGUAAUUAUGUUAAUAACUGUUAUAUUAAGUUUAUAUUGUAAAUAAAGA